Messenger RNA from Schistocerca gregaria, 955 nucleotides. RefSeq names its product COMM domain-containing protein 8-like. Bases 198 to 905 code for a protein of 235 amino acids. The record is from RefSeq and is a predicted model, not a curated record. The transcript is spliced from 4 exons. NCBI's taxonomy places the organism in Eukaryota, Metazoa, Arthropoda, Insecta, Orthoptera, Acrididae.
AGUCAUCUUAGAUUUAAAAAUCUAGUCAAUUUCCAUGCUUCAUUUCUGACUGUAUCACUAUAAGGCAUAAGAAUAAUACGAAUAUAAACAUGAUAUGAUAUGUAUAUUCUUCCGCGUUUGCUGUUGUCUCACUCUAGUUUCGUAGUUUAUUAGGCAGACAGGAUUUAAAUGAGCUAGCAGUAAACACGAAACAAUACAUGGCAGAACGUUUAUAUUCAUAUUAUUCUUGUGGUGAAGAGAAUGCUGCAUGUGAUUCACAAUUCAUAAAAGUUCCUAUUAGCAACCAUCUCUUCUCACAAAUUGGAAAAAAUUCAGAACAUAGAGUUCGCCAUAUUGACAAACAUCCAUCCGCGUGUGUGUGCUCGAGUGUAUACGUGCCCUUUUUUCCCCCUAAGGUCCUUCAUUCCUGUGCAGAUGAGCUAUGUGGCAGAAAUGCAAUGAAAUAUGAAGCUGUUAAGGCAUCAACUGACUGGACAGCAGAAGAACACAGUUGUAUCUGUAAUGAAAUAAAGAAAUUAUUUUCAGAAGUUGUUGGUAAUUCACUUGGAAAUGAAAUGGUACUUGCAAAUGCACCAGAGUUGGAUGCGUCCCAUCGGAAGUGUCUUCUAGAUUGCUUAGACAUACACAGGAAAGAUAUCAAGAGAACUUUAAUUGCAGAUUUAGCUUCCAUAUCAGGCCCAGUACUGAAGGAUUUUGACUGGAAACUAAAGUGGGUCAUGGGCAGCAGCAAGAUGUCAUCCUUAAGAGAACCUCUGCUGCAAAUGGAUUUCCACCUUUCUCAAGGUAAAUCACAAGGUGAAAUGAGCAAUAAUACCGUGAAUGUUGAAAUGGACAGAAAUGAACUGAAGAAUCUUUUAUCUUCAUUGGAAAGGGCUCAGGAAGCAGUAAAAAAUUUGCAUAAUUGAAUAUGUUUGUGAUCAGUUUAUUUAUGAAAUAAAAGUGAAAUGUGAAUGUA